This is a messenger RNA of Temnothorax curvispinosus, 2011 nucleotides long. Its product is annotated as another transcription unit protein-like. The record is from RefSeq and is a predicted model, not a curated record. Gene Ontology annotation, cellular component: nucleus; Cdc73/Paf1 complex. The transcript is spliced from 6 exons. Gene Ontology annotation, molecular function: RNA polymerase II C-terminal domain phosphoserine binding. Gene Ontology annotation, biological process: transcription elongation by RNA polymerase II; positive regulation of transcription elongation by RNA polymerase II. Lineage: Eukaryota; Metazoa; Arthropoda; Insecta; Hymenoptera; Formicidae. The annotation marks the transcript as partial.
UCACCGAGGUCCAGAAGCGGGAAAUCCGUCUCCAGGUCACCGAGGUCCAGAAGCGGGAAAUCCGUCUCUAGGUCACCGAGGUCCAGAAGCGGCAAGUCCGGUUCGCCGCGGUCCAGGAGCGGUACUCCGAAAUCGGCGGUCUCUCGCAGCUCGGCGGAUUCACGAAAGUCACCGCGAUCGCGCUCGCGCUCGCAAUCCCCGCGCGGCAGCGUGCGCUCCUCGAGUCCGAAGUCACCCAUCAGCUCGAGGUCUAGGUCGGUAGAGAGAAAGUCCAAGACUCCGGCUUCCCCCGCGUCCAACGCCUCCGGUUACGAUUCCCCGAAAAGUCGCAGAUCUCGAAGCGUAUCUUCUCAGAGAAGCAAUAAGUCAGCGGGUUCCGCGAGCCCGGCGGAAAGGCGAUCGAAUUCUUCCGCGUCCUCGAGGAAGUUUGACGAAUCGACAAAGAGAGAAGGUUCUGACAAGUCUGGCGACAAGAGAUCUGGAUCUAAGAGUCCCAAAAACGAUAAGAGCGACAAUGAAUCGAACAAAUCCUUCAAGCAGAGAGAUCGAAGUUCAAAAUCCGACGAGAGCGACGAGGAAGAACGGUCGAAGAAUAAACGGCAACGUAGCAGUUCCGGUUCAGAUGCCGAAAAGCCUGUUAAACGAACUAAACCGGUAAUACAUUCAGAUUCCGACAACGAGACAGCUGAGAAGGAAAAUAGCGUCGCUCCAACCGCGGACGCGCUGUUCGGUGAUGCGAGUGACAUUAGUACGGACGACGAAAAGGAUAAAAAGGAAGAAGAGAAAGAAAAAGAACGGAGCCGCAGUCGAAGCAGGAGUAGAAGCAAAAGUCGCAGCAGGAGCAAAAGCAGAAGCAGGAGUAGAAGCAGGAGUAGGAGUAGGAGUAGGAGUAGAAGUCAUAGUCGCGGUAGAUCUGAGAGCGGUGGAGAAGGUCCAAGCCAUCGAACCGUUAUCGAAGACGAGGAAGAUAAAGAUAAGGAAGACGAACCAGAGCCACCUCCAGAGACUCGAAUUGACGUAGAAAUCCCAAAAAUUACUACCGAUCUGGGACGCGAGAUUCACUUUGUGAAAUUGCCGAAUUUUCUGUCUGUCGAAACAAGGCCGUUUGAUCACGAGACCUACGAAGAUGAAAUCGACGAGGAAGAGACUCUGGACGAGGAAGGUCGCGCUCGAUUGAAACUCAAGGUUGAAAAUACUUUGAGGUGGAAGGAAUCGUUUAACGACGAGGGCAAAAUGGUGAAGCAAAGUAACGCGAGAUUCGUAAAGUGGUCGGACGGAAGCAUGUCCUUGCAUUUGGGCUCGGAAAUCUUUGACGUGUACAAACAGCCGUUACAGGGCGAUCACAAUCACCUCUAUAUUCGCCAAGGUACCGGUCUGCAGGGUCAAGCAGUAUUUCGAACGAAACUAACAUUCCGGCCGCAUUCCACUGAAUCGUUCACGCACAGGAAGAUGACUAUGUCUCUGGCCGAUAGGUCGCAAAAGACCUCUGGCAUUAAAGUUCUUUCUCAAGUAGGAAUGAACCCAGACCAGAACAGAUACGAGAUGAUAAAGAAAGAAGAAGAAAAACUACGUAUGGCUAUGCGAGUUCAAAACAAAACGAAGAAAAGUACCAGUGGCAUUAGGAAUACUAAUCGUGCUGCAGGAGCGUACAGUGGUGAUGCUUAUCACGAUGAUGGUUCCGAUGACGAGGGUGCAAUUUCAUUGGCAGCCAUAAAAAAUAAAUAUAAAAAGGGCGUGAUUCCUUCCAAAGCAGCAUCGAAUAUUUAUUCUUCGGAUGAGGAAGGUUCAGACAUUGAGACACACAGACCUAAAAAGAAUAGUAAAGGGAAAGCUCUUAAAGAUUCAGACGAAGAAUCCAAUUCUGAAAGUUCUGUGGGUAGCGGCGGAGACGAUAAUCAAGCUGAUGAUGCAAGUGAUUGAAAAUGUAUAUUCAAUGUCCUCGCGGUAUUUACCGAUGCAAAUCAGAAGAUGGCCGAUUUGACUAGACUACGAUCUUAAAAUGGUAAUCCUC